CAAAUUCAGAAUUUGUGGUUAAAACAGACGCCUGUAUUCGAGGAGACUUUCCAAAUAUUUGUGCCUUCCGCCUCAUAAAUGGAGGGACCCUGGCGUUGGUUAGUUUCUGCGGCAUCUUGCUGAAUGUCAUCGUCAUGUUUGUCAUAAUCGGACAAAAGGUUCACCUGAGUAACCAGAAAUAUUUCAUGUUCAAUCUGGCUAUUAGCAAUAGUCUCAUAGCGAUUGUUGGCAUGUUCAGAGGACUGGGAAUCAUAGACCCUAGUUUUGUUGGGUUCGUUGGUGGAGAAGAAAAUGGAUGGUGUUCAGCUUACCUACUAUUCAUGAUGCUUGUAAGCUAUUCGAACUGUCCUUGCAUGGUAGCUCUGACAUUUGACCGUGUGGUGGCUAUCUCACGACCCUUCAUGCACAGAACUCUUUUCACGAAGUGGGUUUGUAUAGGAAUCUGUGUAGCCGUGUGGUUACCUCAGGUUUUCUUUUACUGCUGGUUUAUGGUGACUAUGUUCACAAACGAGGAAAUUGUUAGCAUGGAGUACUACCCCAACUAUCAUCGGUGCCAGAAUUCCUACAAAAAUCCAUGGCUUCGAACAGCUAGAUUUUUUACUCUCGUGUGGCUACCUUUCUCACUCAUCAUACUCAUGUACUCCAUCAUCAUCUACAAGGUGAUAAGAUCUGGAGCGAAGACACGACGUUUGCUGGCUAUUUCCACUGUCAUUAUAAUCUCUGGGAUCAUUUGCUGGUUCCCUUCCAUCAUCUCCUCCAUCUUUUCCAUCCCGAUGAACUACAAAGUGGCCCAAGUCUUGACUGUCUCUCUUUUCUACAUGAGUAGCUCUACAGACCCACUCGUGUACGUCCUACUCAUGCCUGCUGUUAAAAGGUAUCUGAUUACAAGAUUUGUCAAAUGUGAGGAGCCUCCAGCCUGUUCUAGCAACUCAGGUCGGUCAAGUCAGACUAGCACUGCUAGCACUAGGGGGUGCAGUGUUGUAACUACUCCACACGCUCGGAUCAGCACCGUACAACCCAGAAGUAGUAGGGUUUCAACGGUUUCCCGAAAAUGAGGACACUAGACCGAUGUAUAGUCCAUGAAAGGACUGCACUACUCCAGAUAUACUCCCAAACCACACCACUGUGUGCAUGUGUAAACUUGGAACUUUAUCUGAACUCAAACCACAGUGACCGUAUGAGCCUUGUGUAUACUUGGAACUUUUUCUGAACUCAAACCACAGUGGUUAUCUUAGCCU
Molecule: messenger RNA, 1238 nt
Organism: Bolinopsis microptera
Lineage: Eukaryota; Metazoa; Ctenophora; Tentaculata; Lobata; Bolinopsidae
Product: olfactory receptor 8D1-like
Exons: 6
Coding region: 135-1055 (306 amino acids)
Biological process (GO): G protein-coupled receptor signaling pathway
Cellular component (GO): neuron projection; plasma membrane
Molecular function (GO): peptide binding; G protein-coupled receptor activity
Source: RefSeq, a predicted model, not a curated record